GGUUAUAUUGUUUUACUCUUUUUAUAUUGGAUUUUUUAAAAAAUAAUUUGUAAGCCGCCUAGACUCUAGAGUCACUGAAAGUAGCCAUGUAAAUUCUCGAAGUAAAUAAAUCCUUUAAAUAAAUAAAAGAUUUCUAGCAAGGAAGGGAAGACGCAUGAAAAGGGAGGCUGUGGGCUGGAUCCAAAGAUGAAACAAUUAGACCCACUGGUGGAUCUGAAUUUGGAGAAGGGCCCUGAUGAGACUUUGGUUCCUGGAGAGUUUCCAGGCUGCCUAGCAUCGAAACAGAUCAAACCAGAUCCUGAAGGAGGACAAGCCAAGGAUUGGGAAGGCCAGGGUCAGGAAUCCUUAAAGGCAAGGCGUCUCCCUCGUUCCGUUGGGGGGCAGAGGAAUUCUGACCCCUGGGACGAUGCCAAGGCAUUUCUGAUCUCCUUCGAGCAAGUGGCUGAAGCUUGCCGGUGGCCUAAGGCUGAAUGGAUGGCCCGGCUUCUGCCGGCACUCACCGGAUCAGCCAGAGAAGCCUUUCACGGCCUAGACACCAGAGACCAAGGGGAUUAUGAGAAAGUCAAGGCUGCCAUCUUGCGAUGGGCAGCCUUCAAAAUGGAGGCCCGGCGCCAGCGUUUUCGCCGGUUCCGCUACCAGGAGAUUGAAGACCCACAGAGGGUUUACAGACGUCUCCGGGAGCUUUGCCAUCAGUGGCUGAAACCGGAGAGGCACACCAAGGAGCAGAUCCUGGAGCUGCUGAUCCUGGAGCAGUUCCUGGCCAUCCUUCCCCCGGAGAUCCAGAGCUGGGUCCGGGAAUGUGACCCAGAGAAUUGGGUCCAGACUACAGACCUGAGGGAGGAUUCAUUGAUGAGCCAACGGGAGGCAGAGACGUGGAAACGGCAGGUGCCGGUAUCUUCCAAAGACAGGAUUGGAGAUGCAUGCAAUUCUCUAAAGGAAGUGCUGUUUGUGGAGAAUGAAGAGUAUAUUUUAAGGCAUCGGAGGUCAACACAUCCAGAUGAUGAAAACAGCCCUUGCAGCCAUCCAGUAUCUUUUCUUCCACCCGAGGGACAAGACUUCGUUGAAACAGGACCAAAUGAGGGAUCGGUGGACUUCGAACUGGCUGUGCAUUUCACGGAGGGAGAAUGUUCUUCACUGGACCCAGCCCCAAAAGCUUUUUACAAAGAGAUCCUGCAAGACGGUCGUGAACAGGGAACAUCUUUGGAUCAACUCACUGCAACCGAGAUCAAGGAAGAAACGCUCCAGCUGGGCAGCCCUGAACUGGAGGGAGACCACCAACCAGAAAGCUCCUGUGAGGAAGGAUUUGUGAAGCCCCUUCUCCAGAAAGGAGACACCGAGUUAGAAAACACAGAAGGGACAACCCUGCCAAGGAGGUGGCUUUGGGAAGGGGGCCAGAACCUCAACCAGCAUUUAACCCACGUAAGUGAGCAAUGUCCCGAAUGCAGGGAACAAUUCUACCCUCAGCCGCCGAUGAUAAAGCAUCAGAGGACCCACACGGAUGAAAAAUCGACAGAGCAGCAUAAUGUCCACACAAAGGAGGAGAUAUCCAUCAGCUGUCCCAGCUGCGAAAACAGCUUCUUUGCGCAGGGGAGGCCAGGCACGCCCAAGGGGUUUGGGAGACACUUCCGCGAGUGGAUUCAGCCAAGCCAGCAUCACGCGAGGCAAGAGGGAGACAAGGUUUACGAGUGUUCGUUAUGUCGGAAGGAAUUCCGGAGAAAACGCAACCUCACGGCACACCAGAAGACCCACACGGGGGAAAGGCCGUACGGGUGUUCGCAGUGUGGGAAAAGCUUCAGCGAGAAAGCCAAGCUGAUCCGACACGAGAGGGUCCACACCGGGGAGAAACCGUACUCCUGUCCCGCUUGCCCGAAAAGCUUCAGUCAAAGAGAGACGUUGCUGAAGCAUCGAAGAAUCCACACAGGAGAGAAACCUUAUCAGUGUUUAAUCGGUGGGGAAAAUUUUGGACCGAGAGAGACGCUGUGGCAGCAUCACCAAAUUCACCCAGGGAGAAACGUCAGUAAUGUUUUGUGAAGCUUGGAAGCGAAUGAGGGAGGGAGGUCCUCAGCUUACGACUGCUAUCGAACUCCUCAAAAUUCUGUUGCUAAGCAAGACAGUCGUUAAGUCAGUUUCGCCCCGUUUUAUGACUUUUCUUGCGGUCGUUAAGGGUUAAGCCGCCCGGUUGUUUCGUUAAAAGAUGGGUGGCAAAUAAAUUUAAUAAAUAAAUAAAA
This is a messenger RNA of Ahaetulla prasina, 2228 nucleotides long. Its product is annotated as zinc finger and SCAN domain-containing protein 31-like. The transcript has 5 exons. Bases 187 to 2031 code for a protein of 614 amino acids. Gene Ontology annotation, biological process: regulation of transcription by RNA polymerase II. Gene Ontology annotation, molecular function: RNA polymerase II cis-regulatory region sequence-specific DNA binding; DNA-binding transcription factor activity, RNA polymerase II-specific. The record is from RefSeq and is a predicted model, not a curated record. NCBI's taxonomy places the organism in Eukaryota, Metazoa, Chordata, Lepidosauria, Squamata, Colubridae.